Molecule: messenger RNA, 3102 nt
Organism: Prunus avium (sweet cherry)
Lineage: Eukaryota; Viridiplantae; Streptophyta; Magnoliopsida; Rosales; Rosaceae
Source: RefSeq, a predicted model, not a curated record
AGUUGUUAUUAUGCUUGGAUUCACCAGGUGUUUGCUGUGUAGGUAUUUGGGGCAUGGGUGGUAUUGGCAAGACCACCCUUGCUGAUGCUGUAUUUCACAGGCAAUCCUCUAAAUUUGAAGUUCGUUGUUUUCUUGCAAAUGUCAGGGAGAACUCAGAAAAAACGGAUGGACUAAAUGUCUUGCGAAAUACACUUGUUCGUGAAUUAUUAAAGGAUGAACGUGUAAAUAUCAACACUCCGUCUAUACCACCUCAUAUUCAAGAUAGGCUCAGGCGUACAAAGGCGCUCAUUGUUCUUGAUGAUGUGAAUGCUCGAGAACAACUAGAAGUUCUUGUUGGCGAUCAUGAUCGAUUUUGCCAAGGAAGUCGAAUCAUUAUAACUGCUAGAGAUAAAGGCCUACUUGAGCAAAAAGUUGACCCUGAAAAGAUAUACGAUGUUGAGGGAUUAGGUUCUGAUGACGCUCUUAGGCUCUUUCAUUCCCAUGCUUUUGGAAAUAAGUCUCCAACAACAGAUCAUCCUGAGUUGUCAAGAGAGGUGGUGGAUUAUAUUAAGGGCAUUCCAUUAGCUCUUAAAGUUAUGGGGUCCUUAUUCCAUCGUUGCAAGAGCAAAAAAGAGUGGGAAGCGAAAUGGAACAAAUUGAAACGAGUUCAAAUCGGAGAAAUCCAGAAAGUGUUGAGAGUAAGUUACGAUGGAUUAGAUGACAUUGAGAAGGAGAUAUUUCUUGAUAUAGCUUGUUUUUAUAAAGGCUAUAAGAGGAGAGAUGUAGAAAGAAUGUUAGAUUGUUGUGAUUUCUUUGGGGAAGAGGGAAUCAAUGAUCUUAUUGAUAGGUCUCUCAUAUCAAUUUCCAAAUUGAACUGCAUAGAGAUGCAUGAUUUGGUGCAAGAAAUGGGUAAGGCAAUUGUUUGCGAACAACCUAUUGAAGAACGCAGUAGGUUGUUCAUUGCAGAGGAUGUCUAUCAAGUAUUGACAAAUAACCAGAGAGAUGGACAUGUGCAAGCAAUAUCCCUUGACUUGUAUAAGAUUCGACAGCUACACUUGGAGUUGGAACAUGCAAACUUCGAAAAUAUGUAUCAACUGAGAUUCCUACGUGUCAAUUCUAUUCCUGCAUCAAUUGUUUCUCUUGAUCUUCCCAAUUCUCUUAGAUUUCUUGAAUGGGAAUAUUAUCCUUUGAAAUCUUUGCCAUCAAAAUUUUCUGCUCAAAACCUUGUUUUCCUUCAUACGCGAUCCAACGAAGUUGGGGCGCAACUUUGGAAUGAAUACCAGAGUCCUAUGAACUUAAAAUGGAUCAAUCUUGCUUUCUCCAAACAUCUAACUGAAGUCCCAAAUCUCUCUCGGAGUCUAAAUAUUGAGCAUAUAGAUCUGCCUGGCUGUGGAAGGUUGGUUGAAAUUCCUUCGUAUUUUCAACAUCUUGGCAAGCUUACUUAUCUUAACCUUGGGAACUGCAACAAUCUCAAAAAUCUUCCCGAGAUGCCAUGCAAUCUUGAAUUUUUAAAUUUGUCUACGACAGCAAUAGAGGAAUUGCCUUCAUCAGUUUGGUCUCACGAAAAAAUAUCUCACUUAGAUAUUACAUAUUGUGAACACCUUAAGAGUCUUCCAAGCAACAGUUGUAAGCUGAAACUCUCGGGUUCUCUCAGUCUAAAUGGCUGCGACUCUCUUUGCGAGUUUUGGGAGCUUCCCAGGGAUACAACAGUGCUAGAGUUAAGUUGGACACCAAUAAAAGAAUUGAGGAAUGAAUCAAUAGAGUCUGUUGUUGGUCUCACUGCAAUUAAACUGAUCUUUUGCAAAAGCCUUGUGAGUCUCCCAACGAACAUUUGGAAGUUGAAAUAUCUGGAGAGCCUUGAUCUCAGUAGUUGCUCUAACUUUCAACACUUACCAGAAAUCUCGGAGGCUAUGGAACAUCUGGAGUUUCUAAAUUUAUCAUUUACAAAGGUUAAAGAGGUACCCCCAUCAAUUGGAAAUCUAGUUGCGCUUCGAAAAUUACACCUGGCUCAGUGCAGUAUACAAGAAAUCCCUGAUGACCUCUUUUGCUUAACCUCAUUACAAGAGUUAAAUCUGUGUGGGUCCGAAAUUAAGAGCAUACCUGCAAGCAUCAAACAAGCUGUUCAGCUGUCUCGCCUAUACCUCGUGGGUUGUGAGAGCCUUGAAUCUUUACCAGAGCUCCCCUCAUUGCUGCGAUGUCUUGAAGCAGGUGGUUGCACGUCACUGAAGACAGUGUCAAGUUCAAGCACUACAAUCACACAAGGUUGGGAAGAACAUAUAUUUUCUAGAGGGCUUCGUGAGAAACAUAUAUUUUCUAAUUGCCCAAAGUUGGAUGAGAAUGCACGAAGCAACAUAAUGGCUGAUGCACAGCUCAGAAUUAUGCGAAUGGCAACUGCAUCGUCAAAGUUUAAAGAAGACAAAAUUGAACAACCAUCAUAUGAUUCAGAUAAUAGCUACUAUGAGGAAUCUUUACGCACGAGAUCUUUUGUUGCCAUUUGUUGUCCUGGGAAUGAAAUUCCAAAUUGGUUCAGCCAUAAGAGUGAGGGAUGUUCAAUAAAGAUUGAGCUUCCUCGUGAUUGGUUUAGCUCAGAUUUCUUGGGUUUCGCUCUAUCUCUUGUUGUUGCUGCUACUCUAGGUUAUAUGGAGUUUGAAUGCAAGUACAACUUCAAAACUAGUAAUGGUGAAAGCCAUGAAUUCAACAAUCUCUGUUAUAUUGAGGCUCCGCACCCUCAAUAUGACAGAGAUUCACAUGAUGUGUUUGUGUGGUGGCAUAAUAAUGUCUUUGAAGAAGUUGUAGAGGGAGCUCAAAGCCUCGCUGCAUUUUACAAACUUGUUACUGAGGUCAAUGUUCACUUCACCGUACUGACUGGUCUUCGUAAACCCGUUCCGGUGGAAAAGUGUGGGAUAUGUAUGUUGUAUGGCAAAGAUGUUGAGAUGAUAAAGCAGAGGGCUUUGUAGAUCAAGCCGAUAUCCCUAAAUUCAAAAUUUCUUUUUAUUUGAGCUGUUUGCAAGACUUGUGGCUGAGGAUGCUUUUGAGUUUGUUAGGCUUAGGGGUGUCUUUCUUGUUUUAACCCUUGGCCCUCUCCAUCGCCAAGCUUUUUGGCUGAGGAUGCUUUUGAGUUUA